AUUCGUUUACAAGAUCUUGAAGAAAAAGUACCAUGUCAAAUAGAUAAUUCUGACUUUAGAUCAGAAUUAUAUCUUUCAUACUGUGAUUUUGGACAUAUGGAAGCUCUCAUAAAUACAGGACUAAGCUUUUAUGAAG
Molecule: messenger RNA, 136 nt
Organism: Racocetra fulgida
Lineage: Eukaryota; Fungi; Glomeromycota; Glomeromycetes; Diversisporales; Gigasporaceae
Source: the annotation of a GenBank genome assembly